Molecule: messenger RNA, 340 nt
Organism: Aspergillus ochraceoroseus IBT 24754
Lineage: Eukaryota; Fungi; Ascomycota; Eurotiomycetes; Eurotiales; Aspergillaceae
Exons: 1
Coding region: 6-194 (62 amino acids)
Source: RefSeq, a predicted model, not a curated record
UAGGAAUGGAGCAUGCUAGGAGUUCCCACCUCAAGGACCCCAUAUUAUUCUUGUCCUUUCUACUUAUAACUACUAUCUACAACCUUCGUUUGAACCUUGGUAAACCUCAGAAACUAACUAUAAGCAACCCUUACCCUAUCAAGGCCCAGUUCAACUCAGCAGCAUUUCUUGUGACAGAUGACGAGCCCAAUUGACUGGGAAUCCUUGACUGAUUCAUAGGUCUUUAUUUUCCGAGGAACAGCAGCUUGUUGACUUUCUGCAGAGACCAAAUACGAAAGGGGGACGGACGGCUAAGAAUUAAUGUACUCUCCAGAGUAGAUUUACAUAGGAGUACAUAGUA